AUGGCUGAUCUCGCGACCAAAGGUGGCUAUCUUCGUCGCCAUCGGCAGCUAGCCCCAUCAGCCGCUGUCCGAGUGUCUCCAUUGUGCUUGGGAACCAUGACUUUCGGUGGCCAAAAGCUAGAGACUUACGGAGAUUGUUCACGAGAAGAUGCUUUUGCUGUGCUCGAUCAAUUUUACAGUCAAGGAGGCAACUUCAUCGACACCGCUAGCGGGUACCAGGCAGGACACUCCGAGAUGUUGGUCGGCGAGUGGAUGGCCCUGCAUCAAAACCGCGAUGAGAUUGUGCUGGCCACCAAAUAUACUACGGCCUAUAUGACACACCAAGAUCGUAUUCAAUCCAACUACGGCGGAAACAACGCCAAGUCCAUGAAAGUUAGCGUGGAACAAUCAUUGCGCAAACUCCAGACGUCUUAUAUCGAUCUGCUUUACGUCCAUUGGUGGGACUACACAACAUCAAUUCCAGAGCUGAUGCAUGCCCUCAAUGAUCUGGUCGUUUCUGGAAAGGUGAUCUAUCUCGGCAUCUCCGACACACCAAGCUGGGUGGUCGCGAAAGCAAAUCAAUAUGCACGGUGCCAGGGCCUUCGUCAAUUCUCUGUGUACCAAGGGAUGUGGAAUGCAGCAAUGCGAGACUUUGAGAGAGACAUCAUCCCAAUGUGCCGUGAUGAAGGAAUGGGUCUGUGUCCUUAUGGGGUUCUCAACCAGGGCCGCUUCCAGACCAAAAAAGGAUUUGAGGAACGAGAGGCGCAUAACCCUGGCCGCAAUUUCAUACCAACAUCAGAGCAUGACAAGAAGGUUUCUGCGGUUCUUGAAGAUAUCGCGAAUGCCAAGGGAGUGGAGAUAUUCAGCGUUGCUUUAGCCUAUGUGAUGCAAAAAACUCCUUACGUAUUCCCUAUAGUGGGAGCACGUAAGGUUUCGCACAUCGACGGCAGUAUCGCCGGCUUGUCUGUCACACUCACCGAAGAUGAAGUUGGACAAGUCGAGAAAGCAUACCCCUUUGACCACGGAUUCCCUCACACUUUCUUGAGUGGGUCUAUGUUUGACCGAUCUACUCCGAGGAUGGCGGAUAAGGCGGGUGAUGUAUGGUUGACGAAGGGGUUGGGCACAUUUGAUUGGGUUGACCAGCCCAAGGCCAUUCGGCCCUCCGAGUAG
Molecule: messenger RNA, 1149 nt
Organism: Penicillium alfredii
Lineage: Eukaryota; Fungi; Ascomycota; Eurotiomycetes; Eurotiales; Aspergillaceae
Product: aldo/keto reductase
Exons: 1
Coding region: 1-1149 (382 amino acids)
Source: RefSeq, a predicted model, not a curated record